AUGGCCACCCAAUCUGGUGAGGCGCUGCCCAGUGUCGGAGCUGUUGCCCUCAAGCUUCCCCCUUUUUGGCCUGAAUCUGCGGAAGUUUGGUUCGCCCAGGCCGAGGCCCAGUUCAAUAUCAAAGGGAUCAGCAGCAGCACCACCAAGUUCUACCACUGCGUGGCUGCAAUGUCUCAGGAAGUAGCCUCUCAGAUGUUAGAUCUCAUUCGAGUUCCUCCAGCCUCUGAACCCUACGAGGUCCUUAAAGCACGGUUAGUUAAGACCUACGGUCUCGAUGACUAUCAGAGGUUCGAGAGUUUAAUUUCUCUACCACUCUCUGGCGAUCAGAAGCCGUCUCACCUGAUGAACAGGAUGCUCGCCCUGCUCCCGGAGGAUUUCAAGCCUGGUUUCAUUUUUCGAGGUUUGUUCCUACGCCGUUUACCUGCAAAUGUACGUGCACACCUCCUACAGGAAGAUAUAUCCGACCCUCGUGCUCUUAGUUUGAAGGCAGAUGAAUUUUACCACAAUCUUGCCUCCGCUCCGGUCAACAUUCUGUCCUCUGAAGAAACCUUGAAUCCUCAGGCCGUCAACGCCAUUAGGGGGCCAAGCAGUGCAAACAGAGAUCGUCGUUCUAGUGUUUCAUCAAACUCGUCUUCAGCUACAACGAGUCGUCGUCCUGCUUCAAACCUUUGCUGGUAUCAUAGGACUCACGGUGAGAAUGCUUCAAACUGCCGUAAACCCUGCUCCUGGUCGGGAAACUAG
Eurytemora carolleeae is the source of this 741-nucleotide messenger RNA. RefSeq lists its product as uncharacterized. The transcript has a single exon. The record is from RefSeq and is a predicted model, not a curated record. Bases 1 to 741 code for a protein of 246 amino acids. NCBI's taxonomy places the organism in Eukaryota, Metazoa, Arthropoda, Copepoda, Calanoida, Temoridae.